AUGGCUAACCCUCCGCGCACCAUCCAAGCACGCCUCACCCACCUCCUCAAACACUGGCCUGUAGACAAAGUCCGCCCGGCCUCCGUCUCCGUCCAAACCUACCUUCAAGCGGCCUUAGGCCAAAAGCCAGAGAUUGAUCCCAAGAAAUCCAAGCGCGACCCCGAUGCCGUGCCCUUCAGACAGCCCGUGAUUUCCGAAUCCUCCGCCAACGCGUUGCAAGCACUCCUCGAAGACCGCUUUGCCCGCCGCUACCCCAUGACGAAAAACAUCCGGUACCCAGCGAGUGACCCAGACCACUAUGAUAAUGUUGUGCGUGAGUUCGAGGAGGCGCCAGAUCGGGACUUCUGGGGUCGGGUAAAGGCACGCUUGGGUGGAUUGUUCCGGUUGUCGUGA
Molecule: messenger RNA, 393 nt
Organism: Penicillium odoratum
Lineage: Eukaryota; Fungi; Ascomycota; Eurotiomycetes; Eurotiales; Aspergillaceae
Product: ubiquinol-cytochrome c reductase complex assembly factor 2
Exons: 2
Coding region: 1-393 (130 amino acids)
Biological process (GO): mitochondrial respiratory chain complex III assembly
Cellular component (GO): mitochondrion; Cbp3p-Cbp6 complex
Molecular function (GO): ribosome binding
Source: RefSeq, a predicted model, not a curated record